AUUCCAGGUUUUGUAGAACAUUUGGGGUUAUUCCCAUUAUGAGUGAAGAGUAUUAUUUACAGCUAUGUGAAAACCCUGUCCAGUUCGAAAAUGCAUCAAGUGUCAACAAUGUGUUUUUCGACGAGGCUAAUAAACAGGUGUUUGCUGUGCGAUCUGGUGGUGCCACUGGAGUUGUUGUCAAGGGGCCAGAUGACAAAAACUCAAUUGCUUUCAGGAUGGAUGACAAAGGUGAGGUAAAGUGCAUAAAAUUUUCGUUGGGAAACAAAAUCCUAGCUAUUCAGCGGACUCUUAAAACAGUGGAAUUCAUUAACUUCAUUCCUGAUUUUCCUCAUAUGGAAUUUUCCCAUGAAUGCAAGACCAAGAAUUCUAGUCUGCUGGGCUUCUGUUGGACUAGCUGGAAUGAAAUUGUUUUGAUCACUGACCAAGGGAUAGAAUUUUAUCAGGUGCUGCCUGAAAAGCGGACUCUGAAAUUGUUGAAAAGCCAGAGCAUUAAUGUUAACUGGUAUAUAUAUUGCUCAGAGGCUGCAGUUCUUCUGCUUUCCACCACUGUACAAGGCAAUGUUCUACAGCCCUUUGCUUUCAAAAAUGGAACAAUGUCAAAAAUGCCGAAAUUUGAGAUAGAGCUACCCAUAGUUUCUAAACCAGCCAAACUUUCUGAAAGGGAUAUUGCAGUUGCCACCAUCUAUGGCCAGUUAUAUGUCAUGUACCUUAAGCAUCACUCUAGAACUACCAACAGCUCUGAAGUGGUUCUAUAUCACUUACCAAGAGAUGGGUCUUGCAAGAAAGCACAUGUGCUUAAACUCAACACUACAGGCAAGUUUGCUCUAAAUGUUGUGGAUAAUCUAGUUGUGGUGCACCAUCAACGCUCACAGACAUCUAUUGUCUUUGACAUCAAGCUAAGGGAGCUAGACUGUGCUAUGAAUGUUCAUCAGCCUGUGCUUCCUGCACAGUCCAUCCAGCCCUACAAGAUUGAGUUCACAGGAUCUAUGGCUGCCCCCAGCAAGGCCUCAGUGCCUUCUGAGCUCUACUCAUCAACUUGGAGUGUUUUUCAACCUGAUAUUAUCAUCAGUGCCAGUGAAGGAUAUUUGUGGUAUCUUCAAGUAAAGCUUCAGCCAACAGUACAGCUUCUUCGAGACAAAGGCAAACUGCUGGACUUCUUACUCAACAGAAGUGAUUGCAAAAUGGUCAUUCUGUCUGUAUGCUCACAAAUGCUAAUAGGUAAGGAGAAAGAACACUUGCCUGUUGUGGCCACUGUAUUUGAUAAGCUAAAUCAAGUGUACAAGGAGUACCUGGAGGCAGAGCAUACAUACACCAUGGCUAUGGAAUCAGUGUCCAGUCGUUUUAGCAACUCGUAUACCAGACCUGUUCGAAUGCAGGCAGUCAUCGAUCAGUCAGACAUGUACACUCAUGUCUUCUCUGCAAUUACUGAGAAAAAGGAUAUGUCUCACAAGUUCAUCAUUGGUGUUAUCAUUGAAUACAUUCGCUCACUCAACCAAUUUCAAAUCACAGUUCAGCACUACCUCUAUGAGCUGGUUAUUAAAACUCUGGUCCAGCACAAUCUAUUCUACAUGCUUCACCAGUUUCUUCAGUAUCAUGUGCUCAGUGACUCCAAACCACUAGCCUGCCUGCUGCUAUCCCUGGAAAGCACAUAUCCUCCUGCUCACCAGCUCUCUCUUGAUAUGCUUAAGAGGCUCUCCACAGCUAGUGAUGAGAUUGUGGAGGUACUUCUAUCAAAACAGCAAGUACUUGGAGCUCUACGUUUUGUUCGAAGUGUUGGUGGUCAUGACAAUGUGUCAGCUCGUAAAUUCCUUGACGCUGCACAUCAGACUAAUGAUACUAUGCUCUUCUACACAAUCUUUCGUUACUUUGAGCAAAGAAAUCUCCGAUUACGUGGCAGUCCUGCUUUUAACCCAGGUGAACACUGUGAAGAACAUGUUGCUUACUUUAAAGAAGUGUUUGGGAAACAAUCACUGAUGAAGCUUGUUACUAUCUGAAGGAAAAUCGAAAGAUAGGCUUGGCAAGGUCCAGAGACAAUACAAAUUGGCAUGCUGCUUAUAUAGGAUGUGUUUGUCAUAUUUCAGAACUGAAUCUGUUCAAAUUUUCAACAUGAUUUGGGUAAGGCAGGGAGCAAGUAAGUAAGUGGACUUGUAUUGCACUUAAUGCUGUUGCUGACAUUGACACACAUUGUUUCAUUCUUUAAUUUAUUUAUGUUUACUAACCAGUUUUUACUAAUUAGCUUUUUUGAAGAUAUAUAUGUAAAUGUAUUAACAUUCAUGUAACUGCCACUAAAAAUGCUUUCUACUGUAAAUGUGGGUGUCGCUGCAUAUAUUUGUUUUUCUGUAGAAAGUUAAUUGAUACUAAUCAGUUAUUUUAGUUUUUGUAUGUUUAAAGGAUCAUGUUUUGUUAUUUUAAUAGUGUAAAAUUCUAUAUACACCAUGUUACAAAUUAUUAUGCAUGUGCGAUUUUUGUUUGUUUUUCCUAAACAUUUGGUAUGUGCAAAGAUUUUGUUUUAUCCUUAACAGUAAUAUUACAGUGUGGAUGUUAUUACAAGUGGAAGUACUGAUAAUGGCAAUGGCUGCAUUUAUUUUUUUAAAAGAAUGCAAAAUAUGUUGAUUUAAAUUAUUAUGCAGAAUUCAGUUUUUAAAAAUAUUUAAUGGUUAUAAUGACAUUCAUAUUUCCAACAGAAAUCUGUUAUUUGCUGCAUACACAGAUAGUUUUACAAAAAAUAAACACAACUUAAAUCAAAAAGUUUAUAUUUCAAUAUCAAGUUACAUACUGAUAUGUGAGCCCUUCUUUGAGAUGACUUUAACAACUCUCUUAUCCAUUACACUUGUAAGUCCAUUUAUAGUUUCUGCUUGUAUUUCAUUUGAGGAUGCCAGUAUUGCCUCCCACAGCUGCUGUUUUGAGGUAUACUGACGAUCACUCUAAUACAUCUUCCUUUUAAGGAUACUUCACAGAUUAACAAUAGGACUGAGUACAGGAAAUGAUGGUGGCCAAAUCAUGAUUUUGUCUCCUUUUAGGCCCAUACCAACUAAGGAGUCAAAGGUGUUUUUUGCAGCAUGGGAUGGUACAUUGUCUUGCAUAAAUAUGAUUUAAUUUCAGAAGGUAUUAUUCUUACUUUUAUACUAUGGCAAAAAAAAUGCUCAGUUAGAAACUCCACAUCGUUUAGAGGUCAUUUUAACACCCUCAGGGACUCUAAUGGGCCCUACCAUUUCACUUCCCAAUAUUCCGGCCCAAAUCAUCACCCCACCACCUCCUUGCUCAUGUUGAAGUCUUGUAGAAACAGGGUGGCCGUUUACCAGCCAUUCAGAACUCCAUCCAUCAGGACCAUCCAGUGUAGCAUGGUAUUCAUCAGUGAAUAAAACUGUUAGAAAAUCUUA
Molecule: messenger RNA, 3380 nt
Organism: Trichomycterus rosablanca
Lineage: Eukaryota; Metazoa; Chordata; Actinopteri; Siluriformes; Trichomycteridae
Gene: rmc1
Product: regulator of MON1-CCZ1
Exons: 20
Coding region: 39-1994 (651 amino acids)
Biological process (GO): regulation of autophagy
Cellular component (GO): lysosomal membrane; late endosome membrane; Mon1-Ccz1 complex
Source: RefSeq, a predicted model, not a curated record